AUGGCGUCGUUUACGUUCACUGAACUGAUCCUGGUUUUCAGCUGGUAUGAUAAAUUCCAAAUUUGUUCCCCAGGGAAUUUGGACGCCGAAUCCCAACAGGUUAGUAUCGAGACCUUGACAGCCAAUCCAAGGCAUAAGCCUAAAGCCCUUGAUGACCAGAUUGGCAGAAUGGCUGCCCGUACUAGUGUCUUCCAUGCGCAGGCGAUCAAGAGUCGAGAGAUUGACGCAACUAGGCGAGGGGUUGGUGUGCCCAAGUCCCCAUUGGAGGCGUGGUCACCGCUCCAUGAAAGUAUUCUCGGUAUCAUCACCGUCACAGGUCGUCGCGUUUCCUUCCCUAGUGAGGAGACUACUGCAUGUGAGGUUGCCUUGUUAGCAACAGCCAACAGGAGGUUGAUGCAUCACCUUAGGCACCGAAAGGGCUUGGGUCUCGAAAUUCAAUUCAACGGCUGA
Aspergillus ochraceoroseus IBT 24754 is the source of this 450-nucleotide messenger RNA. RefSeq lists its product as uncharacterized. The record is from RefSeq and is a predicted model, not a curated record. Bases 1 to 450 code for a protein of 149 amino acids. The transcript has 4 exons. NCBI's taxonomy places the organism in Eukaryota, Fungi, Ascomycota, Eurotiomycetes, Eurotiales, Aspergillaceae.